GAAGCCACCAAUCAGUAUGAAACGGGGGAAUCGCAAGAAACAUCGUUUUUGGACGAACUAGGCUCCAUCGCCUCAAACUUGGGAUGACAUCGUGGUUCCUUUGAGGCUAUCCCUGGUCCUCCUAUCGAGAUGUGAAGACUUCGAGCUUCGGGAGUUGGGCUGACAGGCCUCGAGGUAUAAGAGCAUGAGAUAUCACUGGGAAUCAGGAGUCAUGUUGAAGAAUCAGUAGGAACAUCAAGAACCAUCCAGUCCCUUCACGACUUCUCACUUUCGCUUUUCUUCAGUCACACAUCUGCCAACCAAGUGCAGCGCACACUCUUUCAACCGUCGCCAUACCAGACUUCGCUCUUUUGACAAGACAUUCCUUUCAAAAACCACCACAAACAACCAAAUCAACUACUUCAAAAUGAAGACUGCUGCCAUCACCACCAUCCUCUUCGCCGCCCUCGCGGCCGCUAGCCCCGUUGAGAUCCGCCAGACCUCGGGCUGCAAGGCCUACACCGUCCUCUUCGCCCGCGGCACCACCGAGAUGGGCACCCUCGGAACCGUUGUCGGCCCCGGUCUCCAAAAGGCCGUUGCGUCCAACGUCCCCGACUCCGUCUUCGAGGGCACAACUUACGCAGCUGACAUGGCGGGCAUUAUGUCCGAGGCAACUGGCUCCGGCCCGGGUAGUGUCGCCAUGGCUAACCAGGCCAACUCGUGGCUGAGCAAGUGCCCCCAGACCAAGAUCGUCCUCACUGGCUACAGCCAGGGCGGUAUGGUCGUCCACAACGCCGCUAAGAAGCUCUCGGGCAAGGCGGUCGCUGCGGCCGUCACCUUCGGUGACCCGUUCAAGGGCCAAGCUGUCACUGGUGUUGCUACCGCUCAGUUCAGGAGCUUUUGCGCUGCUGGCGACGGCGUCUGCUCCGCUGGUGGCUGCGCCAGCUCCGGAAGCUGCUCAAGCCAAAGCGCCUCUGGCCACAUUGGAUAUGGCGCCGAUGUCAACACCGCGGGCACCUUCCUGAAGGGUGCUCUCGCUUAA
Molecule: messenger RNA, 1021 nt
Organism: Colletotrichum scovillei
Lineage: Eukaryota; Fungi; Ascomycota; Sordariomycetes; Glomerellales; Glomerellaceae
Product: cutinase
Exons: 1
Coding region: 407-1021 (204 amino acids)
Biological process (GO): carbohydrate catabolic process
Cellular component (GO): extracellular region
Molecular function (GO): cutinase activity
Source: RefSeq, a predicted model, not a curated record